Messenger RNA from Orbicella faveolata, 1670 nucleotides. Its product is annotated as regulating synaptic membrane exocytosis protein 1-like. Gene Ontology annotation, cellular component: membrane. The record is from RefSeq and is a predicted model, not a curated record. Lineage: Eukaryota; Metazoa; Cnidaria; Anthozoa; Scleractinia; Merulinidae. Gene Ontology annotation, biological process: exocytosis; regulation of membrane potential. Gene Ontology annotation, molecular function: transmembrane transporter binding; small GTPase binding.
GUGAAAAACAUAUCCUAUUUCAGACCAAAAUGGUCAACAUUUAUACCCUUUUUCAGGUCGAAACCACUUAAAAACACGUUUUGCUUGUUUCACAGAGUCAUUCAAAAGCAAUUCAGCACCUGUUACACCCGCAACAAGCAUUCCAGCUUCCUUGGAAGAUCUGAGACUGAAAAGGAAAUUCGCGAAAUCAACCGAUAUCUUAAAAUCAGCUCUCGGCCCAGUAGAACACUUGUCACAAGUCAAAUUAAUGCGGGACAACUCUAACGAGCAAGAGCUUGAAGUUAAAGGGGAAAGAGAGGGAAAAUUUAAAGGAGCGCUGAAGGCCAUGAAAAGGUAUCCAUCGAAUCUGCGAAUACGCUUAAGUAAGCUGCAUGAAAAGCAACCAGUUGGAGAGGCUGCCAAACGCGAGGCUUGCGAAUCAAUGGCAAAAUUUGCCCCGGGAUACAAGUCCUUACCAGCAACCCCAUGUAUCUCGAAGUCAACAGAGGACAUUCGAAGGGAAAGAUCCUUUACAAACUAUUUACAAGUACCUCCAAGUCCUGGGGUCUUUCCUGGACUUGUGAAGCGUUUAUCGGAAUUGACACCCCCUGUGUUGGAAGAUGAAGAACCAAGGCAGCACUUCAGCUUUUCAAAGCCAUCCCUGAAGGGGCAGCUCAGUAAUGUGGCAGAGCAGGAAGCCAAUCAGAAGGAAGAUUCGGUUUGCACUGCUUCCGAAGAGCAAUGCGAAGGUAAAUAAAUACAAUAAUGUGCAUAAGUAAUGCUAACGGUAUUCGAGGAAAUGCGCGAAUAUCGGGGCUUUUCCAAGAAAAUGAACGAAAACUCCUCUCCCACCGAAGAUUCGAAGAAUUGUCUUCGAAAACCCGGACACCCAUUCAAAGCGUAUAGUUUCUGCUGUUGCAAAAUUUCGCUUGGCUUCGUUAAAAUUUGCUACGAUAGCUCGUGGGACCUUGCAAGAUUUCUCUCAAAAUUUCCUUCCAUAGUCUCAUAUGAAACAUUGCGUGGAGUGUGCCUCACCUGUGCCAAACUCUGCGCAAUUGUUUGUGCUGCCUGAGUAUUAAGCAGUGUAACGGCGAUAGCGAUGUUUCUUGUUUUAUACAACAAAACAAUCAUGUUUCAUAUGAAAACCCGCGCAUGAUAGUUGUUUAUAAGUCAAUCAAAUUUGCUUUAAAAGCUACAAUCCCAGACAAAAGAGUUGGGACACGAACCAAGCUCUCCCCUGCCCCCACUUUCAAUGUUGACAGUCAGGUGAUUUUUCCCUUUUUUGUUGGAGAAAACGCGAUAUUUUCCAACAUUGAUUAGGGGGGAAGGAGGAUACGUGAUACAGCUCAAGUGUCCCAGCUACUUUUGGCUGGUAUUGUAGUUUCUAGGAAUGUUAUGUGAACUCGUCAGUCUAAAAUACUAUUAGUGUAUCAGUUGAGUUGGGCUGUGCCCAACCAUGGCAUUAGGAUCCCUGCUUCGUAAGAGUCGUGGAGCAUAACAAAGAUUCACUAUUGCAAGUGAAUAUAUGAAGGGUCAUAUAUUUGGACUGCGGAGAACGAUAUGAAGACAUGACUGAUCAUCGAUGAUCAGUCAUGUCUUCAUAUCUUUCUCCGCAGUUCAAAUGUAUGAUCUUUGAUCUAAUAUUCACUUGCGUUCUUCACCAUCUACGGGUGUAUUACGAACUCACAACA